AUGAGCGGGAGGCUGCUGUCGUCGCGCUAUGCGACGCUUGCUCGACAUAGCUCCCCCCUCGCCCUGAGGUCGCCAUAUCACACGGCCCAACAACGCGCAGGAGGUUUAAUCACUCGGAACAGCAUCCCAAGGAGUCGUCCUAUAUCUUCUGGAACAAACACGCCAGUCGUACGACAUGCAUCAUUCGCUCGCGUCAUACCGAAGCUGGCAUUCAAGCUUAUUCGCCUGCCUGCCCUGCUAGGUGCCACUGCCGUCGGUAGUCUAGCAUAUAUUCAAUAUCAAGCCGCUCAGGCUGGUAAUUACGCAAUCGACCUGUUCACUAGAGCAUCAGACGCAACCACCACCGGAGCCCGGUCCAUAUUCGAGGGUGCAGGCGGUAUCUUUGCGCAAACAAAGGCUGGUUGGGAGAAGACCAAGAAGGACUUGCAAGAGCUUUUUCCACAGCAAGAGUCAUCUGGACCUGGAGGCGAUGGAGGACCUGGAGGAAAUGGUCCAGAACCCAAGGAAGCUCGCGUCGGAGCUGGUGCUGCAGGUGCUGCCACAGCCGCUGCUUUCGCUUUGAACGACGAUGAACAAGACGACCGAUCCGAUGAAGCAGCAGCUCGCGACGAUCAGAUGAUGCUCCUCACGCGCAAGAUGAUCGAGAUCAGAAGUCUGCUCCAGACAGUCGGCCAGUCAGAAACUCUCACACUACCCUCGAUCGUUGUCGUUGGCUCGCAGUCAUCAGGAAAAAGUUCAGUGCUGGAAGCUAUUGUCGGCCACGAGUUUCUGCCUAAAGGCUCCAACAUGGUCACUCGUCGACCCAUCGAGCUGACACUGGUAAACACUCCUGGAGCACAUGCAGAGUACGGCGAGUUUCCAGCUCUGGGCUUGGGCAAGGUCACCGACUUUGCUCAGAUCCAGCGCACUCUGACCGACCUCAACCUGGCCGUACCAGAGACCGAGUGCGUAUCUGAUGACCCCAUCCAGCUGCGCAUCUACUCGCCUAACGUUCCUGAUCUUUCUUUGAUUGACCUGCCCGGCUACAUUCAGGUGACUGGUUUCGACCAGCCCACUCAACUUAAGGAGAAGAUUGCUGCCCUGUGCGACAAGUACAUUCAGGCACCUAAUGUCAUCUUGGCCAUCUCUGCUGCUGAUGUUGAUCUGGCCAACUCCACCGCUCUUCGUGCCAGUCGUCGUGUCGACCCUCGUGGUGAGCGCACCAUCGGUGUCAUUACCAAGAUGGACCUGGUCGAUCCGCAAAGAGGUCAUUCUAUGCUGACUGAUAAGAACUACCCUCUGAGACUAGGCUACGUUGGUGUUGUUUGUCGAGUCCCUCAGCACUCCAAUUCUCUCUUCUCUCGUGGCAAUGCCAACAUCACAUCUGCCAUCACCCGUAACGAAAAGGCUUACUUCUCUUCUCAUCCCGAAAGUUUCGGCCCUGUCAGCGAAGUUACUGUGGGUACCACAAAUCUUCGCAAGAAGCUCAUGCACGUCCUGGAAUCAACAAUGUCGGCAUCGCUUGCCACUACCGCUGAAGCCAUUCAUCAUGAGCUUACCGAAGCCACCUACGAAUUCAAGGUGCAAUACAACGAGCGUCCCCUCUCAGCCGAGUCGUAUUUGGCUGAGAGUCUCGACGCCUUCAAGCACUCUUUCAAGGGUUUCUCAGACUCUUUCGGUCGCCACCAACUACGCGAUAUUUUGAAGCACGAACUUGACCAACAAGUGCUCAACCUGCUCGCUUCGCGAUACUGGAACAGACCUCUCGAGGACCUCUCGGCUCAAGAAGGUGAAGGUUUCGUUGACAGCCUCUCUGCUCUACCUAAAGCAGAUCCUAACGACCAACUUUGGCGUCUCAAACUUGAUGCCAGCUCUGCUUCUCUUACCAAACUUGGCAUCGGACGUCUUGCCACAACUGUCGCUGCUGAGUGUUUACAAGCACAUGUUGAGCGUCUCAUCUCAUCUUCAACCUUCAACGCCCACCCCUUCGCCCAGACAGCAAUCACACAAGCUGCUCAAGGGAUCUUACACGAUCUAGCUUACGAUACCAGCGAUGAGCUAGAGAUUUGUGUCAAGCCCUACAAGCAUCGCAUCGAUCUCGAAGAUUCGGAAUGGAUGCGUGGUCGUGAGAAUGUCCAAAAAGUCCUCAAAGCCGAGCUCCGAGAUUGCGAAGAUGCUGUCAAGACUGUCGAAGCAGAGAUGGGAGGCAAANAGCGCUUCAAGGAUGUCGUAACUUUCAUUGACAAGGUCAGAAAGGGAGACAUCAAUCUUGAAGGCAACAGUAGUGGAGGCGCUGGCGGAUUCUCAGCAGCUCUUCUUGCAAAGGGCAGAGAGGCGGUUUUCCUUCGCGAUCGCGCUGAUAUCCUACGCAUGCGUUUGCUCGCAGUCAAGAGCAAGGCUUGCGCCAACAAGAACAACAAAUACAUCUGUCCCGAAAUUUUCCUCGACGCAGUGGCAGAUAAGCUCACCACUACCGCCGAUCUCUUCAUCGAUGCUGAAUUGCUCAGCAAAUUCUAUUACCAGUUCCCUCGUGCCCUUGACUCAAAGUUCCGCUCUCUCACACCUCAACAACUCGAUCAAUUCGCACGCGAAGAUCCAAAGAUUCGCCGGCAUCUGGACGUGGUGCACAGAAAAGAACUCCUGGAGCACGUGCUCAAGGAGAUGGAGGCACUCAAGGCUCUGGAAGCCAGAGAAAAGCGAGCAGGCAGAGGAAGCAGAGAACCUGUGUCCCGGCUCAGCGAGCGCGACCGCCUAGGCGACGACACGAGCGAUAGAAGGAAGAGAGGUUGGGGUUUGUUCUAG
Molecule: messenger RNA, 2781 nt
Organism: Aureobasidium musti
Lineage: Eukaryota; Fungi; Ascomycota; Dothideomycetes; Dothideales; Saccotheciaceae
Source: the annotation of a GenBank genome assembly